This is a messenger RNA of Macrobrachium nipponense, 4137 nucleotides long. RefSeq names its product TWiK family of potassium channels protein 7-like. Gene Ontology annotation, cellular component: plasma membrane. Gene Ontology annotation, biological process: stabilization of membrane potential; potassium ion transmembrane transport. Gene Ontology annotation, molecular function: potassium ion leak channel activity; outward rectifier potassium channel activity. Lineage: Eukaryota; Metazoa; Arthropoda; Malacostraca; Decapoda; Palaemonidae. The record is from RefSeq and is a predicted model, not a curated record.
AAGUGUAACUCUCGUUGCGAAAUCUAACGCAAAAUCAUCUUGUGUCUGUUGCGAACGUUCCUGGGGUUCAUUCCGAUACCAAAUCAUUAGUUUCAGAAAUCCCCGUAUUAUUAGUCUGUGCCCUGUGGGUGAUCAGAAUGAUACCAGAGUGGUCAGGCUGGGGAAUGAUAUCCUACAUCUGCAGUAUCUGAUUGAUUAAGGUACGCACAAGACGGUGGGUGGAGAAGAUUCAUCAGCACACCAGACGUUGUUGCACCAUUAAAUGGGUAUUCCAUUGCACUAAUGUUGAAUUAUCAACGGGAAUAGAUAUCACGAUGAACCGUUUAUACGUAGACUGAUCACGGAAUGAUCGCCGAAGUUUAACAGCCACUGGAAAAAUGAUUGUAGCUGUCGUUUCAAUAAUGAGAUUUUAAUACUGUGUUUAAUUUGUAGCCAGAUGGGAUUCAAGAGCAAGUACUCGUGCGAAAAAAUUAAUGCCUGAGUAUUGGAACCGUGAAUUAUAGGCUAAUAACAGUGAUGUAUUUGACUCUUUAUAUUUGAAAUCAUAAAAACUGUAAAGCUGGGUACCGAGCUGGUUGGCAAAAUUGAUUUACGUUGAUCAAUCUGAUCAGAUUUUCAGGUUCAUUAAAGGUAAAAAAUAUGAUUAAAACUGUAAACUGAAGAUGGGGAAAGAAAUAGUGACAAAAAACUGGAAUACAAGGAAUCCAUUAUUCGUCCUCAGAGAUUUAUUUCAGAUAUUAAGAUUUAUUUCGGAUAUUAAGAUUUAUUUGGGAUAUUAGCGUCUAUUGAAUCGGAAGUGUUUCAUGAAAAGAUUAUAAGUGCAAGAAAAAGUAGAAAGAAAAACAUUGCUGAGAGAUGCUUACGCAUCGCAGCAACCUUCAAGUGAUGGAUAAAUAAUAGCAGUCAAUUGAAGAAGGAAACGUAAGUACCUACGUAAAAGCUUUUUGUUCUUCUUCUUGUCUAAUGAAGAAAAUGGCCGAGACAUUUAGAAGACUCCAGCAAGGUGUCUGACGGACGUUGAAGAAAGGGAGCGAGGUAGAGAGGACCCCAUAAAAUCUCCCGAGGUUCCCCUUUUCGAAAGAAUUCCAGAAGACGCCGAUCAUCGGGUCAACGACUUCAUCUCCUCCGAUCCGGCCGACCAUAAACGAUGUGCCGGGGAGCGGAGAUGGAAAUGGGCGUGGCCCCUGUGCCUGCCACCCCUCGGUGGGUGGCGUGGGCCACCCGCCUUCAGAAGAGCGCGCCUCAGGCGGCGCUCUUCCUCUUCUUCGUCGUCUACACGGUCGCCGGGGCGAAGAUAUUCCAGGCGCUGGAACAUCCAGAGGAAGUCAGGUCUCAGAAGGAGGCUGGCGAGACCUUGGUCACUCGUCGAAGGAACUUCCUGGAUUCUUUGAUAAACCUCACUGCUCCUUCGUUCGCUGAAUAUAAGAAUCGAGUCUCCAUCGCUCUGGAAACCUACGAGGAAGCUGUUGAGUCGGCCGUGGAAGCUGGAGUCUCGCCUCUCGAUCCCAAGAAACCGCACUACCAGUGGAACUACAUCGAGAGCGUCUUCUUCGCCUCCACUGUUAUCACUACUAUAGGAUACGGCAACAUGGCUCCAGUGACGUUCUGGGGUCGCUUCUUCUGCAUCUUGUACGGCUUCGUAGGAAUCCCGGUCACUCUGAGCGUCAUUGCGGAUCUGGGGAACUUGUUCGCAAACAUCGUCUCCGCUCUCGGUCGGAAAAUCAAGACGCUCUUCAUGCAGUGUCGUCCUUGUAAGGGCAUGAAGUCUCCUGGAGAACAGCAAUUCCGCGGACUCAUAGUCCUGGGCGCAGUUGUGUUGCUGGUUUACAUGGCCAUAGGUGGCGUCAUUUUCAUCUUGUGGGAGGAUUGGACUUUCUUCGAAGCCUUUUACUUCUGCUUCAUCACCAUGACGACCAUAGGCCUAGGUGACCUCGUGCCAGGUAAAAAUCAAUUUAACGUUAUUUGUGCUAGGUUUAAGAUACUGUACAUCCUCAUAGGCCUAGCAUUGACCUCCACUAUCAUUGAACUUGUGAGGAGGCAAUACGCUGAAAGUUGGCAACACAUGAAGGAACUGAGUGGUAGACUUGGAGAAUUGUCAGGACCACUGGCAGAUCACCUGAGGCGCAUCGGCGAGCAGGCUGGCGAUCUCAAUAUUGACGUCCACCUUAUGAAGGAUUUAAGAGAGCUGAGGAGUGCCAUUCAGCUGAGCAAGUUGGAAAGCCUCACGAGACUGGACCCAAAACUCAAGAACGACGCGAGGAUAGCGGAGUUACUAAGAGAACACUUGAAUUCCACCAAUGAGAACGGAGAUUCUGCAUUCCUUGACAUCUUGGAUACGGAGCCACUACGCCCUGAGCCUAAGAAAAGAAAAGUUAUACAAGUGGUGAUCUAUGAAAGUUCCGUUUAGCUCAGCCUUUUAUCAAAAUAUAAAAUAGCUUUUUUUACGGUUGAGUCUCGUGUUCGAGAACGGCACAUAAGCCACAGAUAUUAAAUGACAUUUGUAAAGAUAUUUACAAAACUUUAUAUUUAUUGCCUGCCAUCUCAAUUCUUUAUUUCGAAUGUUUAUUGAACUAGCAUUAAUUCUACUAGUAUUUGUAUGAUGCAAUGUAAGACCAAGUGAAUGUCCUCAUAUAAAUUCUGCAGUGCCAUUUUCUGAAUGCAGUAGCGCAAUUUCUCUCACACAAAAGUGACCAGAGUUGAGUUAAUCAGUUAAUCCCCCGGGUGAGUGAAAUCUGCUCCUGACAAAAUCACAAGAAAGACUAGCCUACCUUGUCCUUGGAAGCAAGUACGAUUUAGAAAAUAGAUACAGCAAUGCAACUAAGUAGUAAAAUUUUCUUGGGCGAGGGGAAACAGAGGGAGAAGGUCCAAAAUAAGAGAGCAAUGAUUCUAAUGAGGACUAAGUGGUUAGAACUUGAGCAACUGAUUAUGCAACUAUAUCACAGAUAUGAUGAUGGAUGUCGCAGUUGGUUCCUAUUUGAAGUUUCAAGGCGAGUGUAGUACCAAGCUACCAACCGCGUGUCAUAGUGGGACCUUUCUUGCUUUGGUAACCACUGCAGCCUUCGUAAUCUAACAAUAGUUAAGAUGUGGUAAAAAAUUUGAGACUUCACAUAAUGCCGGAUUUCUUCUCAUUUGUUUCCAUCCACAUGACCAACAUGGUACUGUAGUGUUGAGAAAAAUUUCCUUCUGGUUGCAAUUUUUCGGUUUCGUGGAAGUUAAAUAUAAUUUCAGGAGCCUUUUAGGUAAGUACUAUACCUGGUUUUCAGACACAUGGGUUGUAAACUGUUUUGGAAAUGGUAUAUUAAAAUAGUUAUUUUUCACGAUUCUUGCACAAUCAAGGGCCUAGAAUUGUGGCAGAAAAGCCUAUUGGUAGGUUAAUCAUUAUUGUGUAGGCCAGCCUACCUAGGUAUAGGCUAUCCAACUGAAUUACGAAACUGUUAAGAUGAUGUAUUGUACAUUACAGAUGUUGGUGCUGUCCAGAUACUGUGGCAGUAUCAUUCCACAUCAUUGCUUGUAAGAAUGACUAAAUGUGAAACAAAUCCUUUUUGCAUAUGCUUAAUGAAGCAGUGUUAUGUUACAAUUACUUUUAGUAAUAUAAUAAAUAUGGCAAAAUGUUAAAAAUAGCAGUAUUAACUAUAUUAGUCUGUUCCUUUUACCCAACUUAGUUUUGCCUUAGCCUAUUUGUAGUAGUGUAUGAUUUAGAUCCAUGUUCCAGACUUUUCCUGAAUUUGAAAAGUUACCAUAUGCUCCAAGUUUGGGAGAAUGUUUCCUAGUAAGUUAUGUUAUUAACCUUAUGUUCAAUAAAACGUAACUUCUAAUAGUAGGGUCGUAACAGACCAAUAGUUAAUUUUUGUUUUCAAUUUAUGGGGGUUAUUAGAUAAUUACGAACGAAUUGUAACUAUUUAUGAAGUCUUUUAUUUAUUUUUAUUAUAUUUAUCCAUUUUCUUAUUGGCGUUGCAUUCAUAGAAAACUUCUUGUUUUUUGUUUACUAAGUGGAAGUUCAAAGUGGGAAAGUUACAUCAAUCUUUCCAACGAAAUUUCAUCUAACGGUAAGUCUUUCUGUCAUAAUCAUUAUUUAAAUUUAAGGCAAUUCUAAGCCGUCAUUCCGCGGUAAAGUAGACUAUGACAGUUGACGUUUUC